ACACUAGACACGCAAACGUACACACGAGAGCAGAGCAGAAGAAAAAGAAGAAGCAGCAGCUGAAGCAGAGGGAUUAACCGUUCACUGGACAUCAGCAGCGACAGAAGCAGAGAAACGCAUCCAACAUUGUUGUAGUUUAGUGCAUCGGAAAGACAGGGCAGAAGCAGCGACAGAGUAAAGACCGUGAAAGAGUCAAGUAAGAGAGUGAGAGAGAGAGAAAGAGCGCGUAAUUGCAAUCAGAGAUCACGAUGUAUAAAACAAUACGUCACGGCGAGAACAGCCUGCAAUACACGAUUCUACCGCAAAACGAUGACUUCCGCAUCGAGGGUAAACUGUCGGCUGCCUCCUCGUCCUCCUCGUCGUCAUCCGCCGCCUCGUCCAAGCGCAGCUCGGCGGCGGGACAGCGACGACGACGUUCUUUCUUCGCCUACCUGGGCCUGAUCUUUGUCUGCACCGUCAUCAUUGGCGCUGUGCUCAUCCCCUUCCUGGUCUCCGCCGAGUGUCUGCCCAAUCCCACAGAAUGGUUCCUCAAAACCAAGGCGGCCCUCACCCAUAGCCGAGCACCCACUGGAUCUGGAGUUGGAAUUGUAGCUGGAGCUAGAACUGGAUCUGGAGAUGCCAUACCGGGCACACUGCCCACCGGGUCGCCACUGCUGCAGCUGGGUCAGAGCGUGGGCAAAACAGUGCAGAUUGUGAACAGGAAUGGAAUCGAGCAAUUUGUGCUGAAGGUCAACAAAACGUCCGCCACAGCUCCCACCACAGGAUCAGAGGAGCUGCAGCAGGUGCUGCCCCUCAGCAGCAGCACAACCACAACAACAAGCAGCAGCACCACCACCACCACUACAAAGGCACCCACGACCAGCAGCAGCACCAGUACCACAGCUGCAACGACAACCACGACCAGGGAGCAGCCGCCGCCGCCGCCCGUUCCGGUCAGCACUACCGGAUAUGUUGCAGUAGUCCCACCGCAAGCCCAGCAGCGUCACCUACCGGCCACCACGAUCACCACGCGAAUCAUACAGGUGCCGUUAUUAAAGUCGGCCGCCAAGAAGCCCAUUAUGCCCCCCGUCUUGGCCAAGACGCAGGGCGCUGUAGAGCAGCAGCAGCAGCAGGGAGCGAAAAUGGAGAAGGGCCAGAACAAGAGCAACAGCGACUGGAUAAAGACGCACUGGGCCUACAUAGAUCCCUCGACCUACUUCCAGUGGACCGGCUACAAGGCCGAGGAUAGCGUGCUGCUGCCCGCCCUCUUGGGAUUCGCACUCAUUGGCAUGAUUUUGAUCAUCACGGUCUGCCUGGUGGCACGCAACAAGCGCACCAUCGUGUCCUCGGUGCGCAAGCGGAAUCGUAAUGACAUUGAGGAGCAGGGAGCCGAGGAUAAUGCCACGCUGCUUACCACCACCAAUCUGUCGGACGAUGACUAAGGAAUCUCCGAUCAUCUUUUGUUUUUGCGCCAGUCUGCUUGUCCAACGAUCCUUUGCUUGAUCCUUUGAUAUGGAUGCACACACGCACACAGAAAUGGGACAAGUGCUUCGGGAGUAUUCGGAUUCUUACAAUAAGCUCUCUCGCUGAACGCCCAAAGCCCCCCAUACAUCCCAAAUGCCCCAUUCCCAAGCAACUUUCACUGUUAUGUUUCUCUCCCAGAAAAAAAAAAAAACCAAAAAAAAAGGCGAAGCUGAAGACUGUUUCUUGAAAACUCCAACACACACACAAAAAUUAACUGAAAGGCUAAUUUUUCCACACAUUUCUUUCUCGAAAACUCGUUUUGAAACUCUUUCCAAAAAUUAUGCUUAGGUUGUGUCCAUGUCUUACCGUGUGCAUGAGAGAGUAUGAGUGUGCAUAUGUAUAUGCGUGUGUGUGAAAGAGAAAGAGAGAGCUUAUUUCCAUAAUCUAUAAAGAAAUAUUUAUACAUUAUACGCGCGGGGAUGAUGCUCGUUCGACGCUCGAUUAGAAUUCGAUGCUCUAAACAAUUGUGACUCAAAUAUUCCCAUUAUCAAAUGAGCUCUUAUCUCCCCCACUCAAAUGGAGUGGCACGGUGCAGUGCGGUUCAUAACUGUACACAAAAUGGUACUAAAUGGCAGUAUUAGGUUUGGAGCUAUAAAUGGGAACCCAUUAGGCAUUCAAGUUAUUCAAGUUCAGUCUCCAGUCCGAUGAUAGGAAAUGCUUGAGUUUCUCCUUGUACCAUCGAUUCUAUUCGAGUACAUACGAUUGGCAUGACAUGGAAUAGAAUCAGAAUGCUAAAUGUUAAUAACAAGCGAUAUUCAAAUUGAAUUUAAUAUUUCAUUCCCAUUUAAUGGACGCAAAUGCUCUCAUACAGUUCGUUCUGGCAGCGCACCGCACACCGUAGUUAAGAUUUAAAUAUUAAUUGAUGGCAAACAAAAAAAAAACUAUACAAUAUAUCGUGAUGUCCACCAGGCAUCUAAAAAUGCUGAUGCUUAGAGGUGUCCGUCGUCUCCCCUUAUAAUUAGCUUAUAAUUCGUGUGUACUCUUGAAACCAAAGAAUUCAAAUCAAAUGAAACGUCCAGAAAUGAUAAAUACUUUCUUCUAUUUUUUUUUUUUUUUGUGGUGUCGGUCUAGCCAAGAGGUGGUCCUGGACUGUACUUAAUUUAUAGCACAAAUAUUGAACUACGAACAGAUGGAAAAAAAGCUUCUAAAUGCAUUUACCAUUAGCUGAGAGCAGCCGAAUCUCCAAUGUCCUGAAACGAAGGGAUGGAUGAUUCAUGUUUUGGAGCACCGCUUAAAGCCGAGCACCCCAAACAAAAAUAAAACCAA
Molecule: messenger RNA, 2769 nt
Organism: Drosophila subobscura
Lineage: Eukaryota; Metazoa; Arthropoda; Insecta; Diptera; Drosophilidae
Product: mucin-5AC
Exons: 3
Coding region: 249-1421 (390 amino acids)
Source: RefSeq, a predicted model, not a curated record